AUGGAUGUCCUGGAACGCCUGAGCGUCAUCUCGCGUAUCACCACCGAGCUCCACAACCACUGGGGCGUGAACGACAGAGACCUCGCCGAGUUUGUCGUGCAUCUCGGCGAGGAGGCGUCUUCCCUCGAAGAGUUCCGGGAGCGGCUCCAAGAGAAUGGCGCGGCUGUCUCCUCCUCGCUCGCCGUGUCGCUCUACACGACCAUUCAGAAGCUGUCCCAGAAGAAACGGGCAUCCGCCAAGGCGAGCGUUCUCGACCUCCCCGGGAAAAAAACAAGUACCGCUCCUUCCUCUUCCGCUGCUUCUGAGGCCUCCUGCGCGCCUCCCCUUCCCGGCCACGAGCUGACAGAGAAGGAGAAGAAAUUCCCCGGUUUGUGCAUGCCGAACGAUUUCUCGCGGCCCGAGCUCCAGCUGGAGCGACCCGACGACUCUGCCCCAUUGUCGGAGCAUGCGCAGCGUCUGCUGAACGCAGAGAAGGACGACAAGGAGCUCCAGAGAGAACAGAAGGAGGCGCUGAAGCGCGGCAGAGACUCGAAGUUUGCACCCGUGCAGUCUGGCGCGAACAGCAUCCCGCUGGGAGGCAAGAAGGCCGAGGGGGAAGCCGAGCGAGCGCCGAAGACAGACGGGAAAGCUCCUGCGCACUACUACGGUAGGAAAGGUCCGAUGAUUCGAUACGCGAUCUACGAGGGAGUCGUGGACAAAGUCGUCGAAUUCGGCUGCUUCGUGCGGCUCGAAUUCGACGAAGGAACCCGACAAGGACUCCUCCACAUUGCCGACAUGGUCAAAACCGAUGGACGCCCUGUCCAGCCGCAGGACGUUGUGCACCGCAACAUGCCUGUCAAGGUAAAAAUCCUUGGCAUUGCGGGGUCCAAGAUCUCGCUGUCCAUGCGCGAAGUCGACCAGGAGACAGGCGAGGAUCUCAAGCCUCGAGGCGAAUUCGCCAAAAAAGAAGAAGACAGCACUGGCGAGAUGAAGAAGAUUCGCAUCGACGACGAAGCAGAAGAGAGAGAGAAACAAGGUAUUGGACGCUUGACGGGGAUUCGGAUCGACUCCAAAGACAACACUGUUGAGUCGCUCUACUGCCGAAAGCGCAAACUCAUGAGCGACUUCGACAAGUGGGAGGCUCAGCAACUUCUUCACAGCGGGCUUCUCACGCGCGAAGAGCAUCCGCUGUUCGACGAGGAGCUCGGGAUCCUUCCGUCGGUCGAAGUGGACGAAGACGUGGAAAUCGAGAUUCGAGAAGACGAGGCGCUCUUCCUCCGAGGCCAGACGACGCGGACUGGCAUGCAGUUGAGUCCAGUGAAGAUCGUCGCAAAUCCGGACGGUUCCCUCGCUCGCGCCGCCGCCACCGCCACGGCCUUGGCAAAAGAAAGAAGGGAAAUCCGAAAUGCGCAAGAAGCCGCAAUUCUCGACUCCAUCCCCAAAGACAUGAGUCGACCCUGGGAGGAUCCCGCUCCGGGACCGGGCGAACGCACGAUCGCCCAAGCCUUAAAGGGGUUAGGGCAGACGAGUUACGAGAUGCCAGAGUGGAAGAAGAUGUACAUUGGGAAGAGCGUGAGCUUUGGGCAGAAGAGUAACAAAAGCAUUGCGGAGCAGAGACAAGGCCUCCCGAUCUAUCGCCUCAGAGAGCCUCUGUUGAAGGCCAUCAAAGAAAAUCAAGUUCUGAUUGUCAUCGGAGAAACAGGAAGCGGGAAAACGACGCAGAUGACGCAGUACAUUGCAGAGGCCGGCUUGGUCACUCCCGGGACAAUGAUUGGCUGCACGCAGCCCCGACGUGUGGCGGCAAUCUCCGUCGCGAAACGCGUGGCGGAAGAAUUUGGUUGCCGAGUGGGACAGGAAGUCGGGUACAACAUCCGCUUCGAAGACUGCACGAGUCCCGACACCAUCAUCAAGUACAUGACGGAUGGAAUGCUCUUGCGAGAGGCGCUCGUCGACGCCUCCCUCAAACGCUACUGCGUUGUCAUGCUUGACGAAGCGCACGAACGAACCAUCAGCACAGACGUCCUCUUCGGCCUCCUCAAGGACUGUUGUCGGCGGCGUCCGGAUUUCAAGUUGAUUGUGACGUCUGCGACGUUGGAUGCAGAGAAGUUCUCCAACUACUUUUUCAACUCGCACAUUUUCACGAUUCCUGGCCGGACCUUUCCCGUGGAAAUUCUUUACACGAAGGAGCCUGAGGCGGACUACGUCGAGGCGUCGCUGAUCACGGUGUUGCAGAUUCACCUCUGCGAGCCGCCUGGGGACAUUCUCCUUUUCCUAACUGGACAGGAGGAGAUCGACACGGCCUGCCAAACGCUGCACGAGCGCAUGCAGAAGCUGGAGAGUACCAACCCGCCUCCCCUGAUCAUCCUCCCCGUCUACUCCGCGCUGCCGUCGGAAAUGCAGACGAUGAUUUUCGACCCGGCGCCUCCAGGAUGCAGAAAGUGUGUCGUCGCGACAAACAUCGCCGAAGCGUCGCUCACCAUUGACGGAAUCUACUUUGUCAUUGACCCGGGAUUUGCCAAGAUGAAAAUGUACAACCCAAAGACUGGCAUGGACAGCCUUGUCGUCGCUCCCAUCAGCCAAGCAAAUGCGCGACAGAGAGCGGGGCGCGCGGGUCGCACAGGUCCCGGCAAGUGCUACCGGCUGUACACUGAGCAGGCAUACCGUUGCGAGAUGCUGCCUGUGGCAGUGCCUGAGAUCCAGAGAACGAACUUGGAGAACACUGUGCUUCUUCUCAAAGCGAUGGGCGUGAACGACAUGCUGAACUUCGACUUCAUGGAUCCGCCACCCGUCCAGACUCUGAUUAAUGCCUUGGAGAGCUUGUAUGAGCUAGGAGCCUUGGACGACGAAGGCCUGCUGACGCGCCUUGGCCGGAAGAUGGCGGAGUUUCCCAUGGAGCCGCAGCUGAGCAAGAUGCUUCUGGCGAGUGUCGAUCUCAAAUGCAGUGACGAAAUCAUCACGAUUGUCUCCAUGUUGAGCGUACAAAACGUCUUCUACAGACCGAAGGACAAACAAGCCAUGUCGGACCAGCGUAAGAGCUGCUUCCACCAGCCUGAAGGAGACCACGUGACUUACCUGGAAAUCUACAGAGGCUGGCAACGCAACCGCUUCGCCAAUUCGUGGUGUUUUGAGAACUUCGUCCAGAGUCGCGCGAUGCGGCGCGCUCAGGAUGUCCGAAAGCAGCUUAUCACAAUCAUGGACAGAUACAAACUCGACGUCAUCUCCGCAGGCAAAGACUACAAUCGAAUUCUGCGAGACGUCGCUCUGCCCUCUGUUGCCGCGUUUCUCGUCGCAGGCCGCUGCAUCUGCGCGGGAUACUUCCGCCACGCGUGCCGCCGUGAUCCUCAAGAAGGCUAUCGCACGCUGGUGGACCACACGCAAGUCUUUUUGCAUCCUUCCAGCGCCUUGUACAAUCGUCACCCUGAAUGGCUUAUUUACCACGAACUCGUCCUGACCACCCGAGAGUACCUGCGCGACUGCUGCACAAUCGAACCUCAGUGGCUAGUCGAAGUUGCGCCCAAGCUCUUCAAAUUGGCGGAUCAGCAGCGGCUGUCGAGGAGAAAGAUGCGCGAGAGAAUAGAGCCGCUGUACGACAGAUUUGCAGAGCCGAACGCGUGGCGUCUGUCGAAGCGCAGGGGCUGA
This is a messenger RNA of Neospora caninum, 3618 nucleotides long. RefSeq lists its product as hypothetical. Lineage: Eukaryota; Apicomplexa; Conoidasida; Eucoccidiorida; Sarcocystidae. Gene Ontology annotation, cellular component: intracellular anatomical structure; catalytic step 2 spliceosome. The coding region runs from base 1 to 3618 and encodes 1205 amino acids. The record is from RefSeq and is a predicted model, not a curated record. The transcript has 14 exons. Gene Ontology annotation, molecular function: RNA binding; ATP binding. Gene Ontology annotation, biological process: spliceosomal complex disassembly.